CAUCAGGGAUAACUUCAAUGUUGACACAAGUUUAUUUAAACUGUUUGGCAGAUCAGAGUGAUUUGGAGAACACAUCAAUUAAUUGGGCAAAAUGCAAUUAAGGUUCGAGCACAAACUUUCCAAGUCUGUUUAUACUUUUCGAUGGCGGCUAUCAAAUAACCAUGAAAUUAAAAUUGCAGACGCUUUCUUUUCUUUAAACUGUAAUGCGCAUGUAAUCAGUUGCACGUGAAUUCAGGGCGUUCGGCUGAUGGAUAUGGUACAAAUAGUUGAAAACAAUUUCUUUUAAGUUCUGUCGAAUACAUAAACGCUAGCGCAUAUGAACAUAUUUGAAAAGCUUCAAGACUGAAUAUAACUUAAUUGCAUUUGCUUCAAGAAACAAUGUCCACCCUUUGAAAGCUUUCAUUCAGUCUCGAAAAACUGACCCCCUGACCUGGUUUGCAUUACAAAACAUUUGAUCAAGCGUAUAACUUUGGCAGCCCUAAAGCACGCAGUUUUGCGUAUGUUUCCGGAAUUGAAUACAAAUUUGUCGUUGUCAUGAUUACAAAAGGACUGGUUUCACGAGAAUUGUCAACGUUAUGAAGGGGCUAGACAUUCUGCACCGUACAAAGCCUUUGUGUAGUUUAAAUUUGAGUUGGUAGACGUCCUCAGUGACUACCAAACCAUCAUGGUUCAUAUGGAUAAAUGCUCGGUCUUUGUUCGAUGGAGUAUCUUCAUGUUGAACUGUUUGGUCUGGCUUGGAGGUGCUGUCAUGCUCGGUGUAGCCAUAUGGGUUACCACACAGGACACAGAGUACAAACAUCUGGCUGGGAAUCUGUAUGUUACAAUUGGUUACAUUGUUCUGUCAUCAUUUGUAUUUAUCAUUGGAUUUAUGGGGGCAUGCGGAAUCCUUUUGUUGAAAAAAACUCUUCUGAGAGUGUACUUUGGCCUGAUGUUACUGUUACUUCUGAUGGAACUUGGAGUAGCUAUCUAUCUCUAUAUUGAGAAAGAUAAGAUCUCAGAUCAUAUCACUGCAAACUGGAACCAAACAUCCGAUGAAGCUAGAAUCAUUAUUCAAAAAGAGUUUGAAUGCUGCGGUCUUAAGCCACUAAACCUAGAACACAAGUCAAGUUCUGACAAAUCCUGUUUUGUUGAUAACGAUACCACAAAGGAAAGAUUAAAGGAUUGUUACACACACCUCAUGGACUGGAUAAAGGCUAAUCAUAUUAUUCUGGCCACAUGUUCUGCUAUUGUGGCUGCUUUGCAGCUGCUGAUACUUGGUGGAACCUGCCGACUUAUUUCAGAAAUUGAGUCUGGCGACAGAUUUGUUAACCGUACUAGAGUAGUGCCGUUCAAUGUCCACCAAAAUGCUCAGCAUCUACCACAAGUGCAGCAGGCAAACCCCGGUUCAAACCCUCACCCAAACCCUCAAAAAGCUGCUACUGUUACUGCUGCUGCUGCGGCAUUAACUGCUGCUUCUUCAUCUAAAGCGCAGCGCAACAAUGCUAAUGAUGAUUCUGAGGAUGGGAGCAGAAAAAGCACUGCGAGAAAGAACUGGGCCAAAGUCAACCCAAAAUACAAUGCAGUUUUUAGCUUACUAGACUAACAGUUUUAAACAUAAAUUAUAAAUUUAUUAGGAAAACAUUGAUAGAUAUUUAUUACGUUUAUGCUAGUCUUAGUAUAUACUGCAUGCAAGGACACAUUUUUCCUGGUUUUGCAGCAUCAAGGAGCAAAACUCAGAAACCAAUGACAUUGAUAUAUCCUUGAUUUCCAGUCCAUACUGUGCACUCUCAAGAGCUUGUUUACAGUUUUUGUUUUGUUUCAUUUUGCA
Messenger RNA from Orbicella faveolata, 1807 nucleotides. RefSeq names its product tetraspanin-9-like. The record is from RefSeq and is a predicted model, not a curated record. Gene Ontology annotation, cellular component: plasma membrane. Lineage: Eukaryota; Metazoa; Cnidaria; Anthozoa; Scleractinia; Merulinidae.